AUUCUGCGCAGAUUUGACAGCCAGUCGUGGAGUAUUUUUUCCUCCAAACCCGGUCUUCUUUGCGGGCAAACUACGCGGAAUUUUCCCAGGGAAACACCUCUCAAUCCUUCCUCCAAAGUGUUCAGAAACUGAUGGUCGCGAUGCUGGCCAGAGUGCACACCAUUCUCAGGGCUGUAGAGUCUUCCAGGAGCUUCACCACGGUGGCGGCUCACGUGAAAAAGGGUGACAUGCUGGAGGUCACGAGACGCAUCUCGCAAGGUGAUGUUGAUCGCUUCACGCGCGUGAUCGGAGACAAGAACCCGAUUCACUCCAGCGAUCAGCCGCCAGAGCACCGGCUGAUUCCCGGCUCCCUGCUCAAUGGCAUCGUCUCCGGGCUGGUGGGCAGCCAGCUGCCAGGCCCGGGCAGCAUCCUGGUGUCGCAGAAGCUCUCGUUCCCGCACAAGUGCGUCGUGGACAAGGACAUCAACAUUCGCAUCGAAGUGGCGGACCUGCGGAAGAUCAUCACGGUGACUUACGAGUGCUACCAGGAAAAGAAGCUGGUGUUCAAGGGCGAGGCGAACCUCAUACACAAGGAAGUCUAA
Messenger RNA from Phlebotomus argentipes, 581 nucleotides. RefSeq names its product hydroxyacyl-thioester dehydratase type 2, mitochondrial. The record is from RefSeq and is a predicted model, not a curated record. The coding region runs from base 132 to 581 and encodes 149 amino acids. Lineage: Eukaryota; Metazoa; Arthropoda; Insecta; Diptera; Psychodidae. The transcript has 2 exons.